AUGUUACUGAAGCUCCACCCACCCAGUGUGAACAGGUCCAGUGCAGGUAUGUUACUGAAGCUCCACCCACCCAGUGUGAACAGGUCCAGUCCAGGUAUGUUACUGAAGCUCCACCCACCCAGUCUGAUCAGGUCCAGUCCAGGUAUGUUACUGAAGCUCCACCCACCCAGUGUGAACAGGUCCAGUCCAGGUGUGUUACUGAAGCUCCACCCACCCAGUGUGAACAGGUCCAGUCCAGGUAUGUUACUGAAGCUCCACCCACCCAGUGUGAACAGGUCCAGUCCAGGUAUGUUACUGAAGCUCCACCCACCCAGUGUGAACAGGUCCAGUCCAGGUAUGUUACUGAAGCUCCACCCACCCAGUCUGAUCAGGUCCAGUCCAGGUAUGUUACUGAAGCUCCACCCACCCAGUCUGAACAGGUCCAGUCCAGGUAUGUUACUGAAGCUCCACCCACCCAGUGUGAACAGGUCCAGUCCAGGUAUGUUACUGAAGCUCCACCCACCCAGUGUGAACAGGUCCAGUCCAGGUAUGUUACUGAAGCUCCACCCACCCAGUGUGAACAGGUCCAGUCCAGGUAUGUUAAUGAAGCUCCACCCACCCAGUGUGAUCAGGUCCAGUCCAGGUGUGUUAAUGAAGCUCCACCCACCCAGUGUGAUCAGGUCCAGUCCAGGUAUGUUAAUGAAGCUCCACCCACCCAGUGUGAACAGGUCCAGUCCAGGUAUGUUACUGAAGCUCCACCCACCCAGUGUGAUCAGGUCCAGUCCAGGUAUGUUACUGAAGCUCCACCCACCCAGUCUGAUCAGGUCCAGUCCAGGUAUGUUACUGAAGCUCCACCCACCCAGUCUGAUCAUGUCCAGUCCAGGUGUGUUACUGAAGCUCCACCCACCCAGUCUGAUCAUGUCCAGUCCAGGUGUGUUACUGAAGCUCCACCCACCCAGUCUGAUCAGGUCCAGUCCAGGUAUGUUACUGAAGCUCCACCCACCCAGUCUGAACAGGUCCAGUCCAGGUAUGUUACUGAAGCUCCACCCACCCAGUGUGAACAGGUCCAGUCCAGGUAUGUUACUGAAGCUCCACCCACCCAGUGUGAACAGGUCCAGUCCAGGUGUGUUACUGAAGCUCCACCCACCCAGUCUGAACAGGUCCAGUCCAGGUAUGUUACUGAAGCUCCACCCACCCAGUGUGAACAGGUCCAGUCCAGGUGUGUUACUGAAGCUCCACCCACCCAGUCUGUUCAGGUCCAGUCCAGGUGUGUUACUGAAGCUCCACCCACCCAGUCUGAUCAGGUCCAGUCCAGGUAUGUUACUGAAGCUCCACCCACCCAGUGUGAACAGGUCCAGUCCAGGUAUGUUACUGAAGCUCCACCCACCCAGUGUGAUCAGGUCCAGUCCAGGUAUGUUAAUGAAGCUCCACCCACCCAGUGUGAUCAGGUCCAGUCCAGAAUCUUGA
Molecule: messenger RNA, 1446 nt
Organism: Oncorhynchus masou masou (cherry salmon)
Lineage: Eukaryota; Metazoa; Chordata; Actinopteri; Salmoniformes; Salmonidae
Exons: 2
Coding region: 1-1446 (481 amino acids)
Source: RefSeq, a predicted model, not a curated record